AAGAGAAAAUGCACUUAUCUCAAUGCAUAAUUUCACAAAUAUAGUAUCGACUGAGCUAACAAAGUCUUAGUCGACGGAGACUUAUCAAAAUUGUUUCACAAAUGUUUGGGUGACAGGGGCAGGGCAAGAACACAAGUGGAAUUCCCAUGAAACCGAGACAGAUACUGCAUGGCAGCAAUAUUCCCUGCCGGGCUGCUGCCGCCUGCCAGUGCCCCUGGCCAGUCAAUCAGCCCUACUAGAUUAAGGAGCAGGAACAGCAGAGACGCAUCAGCGUCAGAGACUGGAAAGGAGGAAACUGAAAACGAGACAUCAAUGGAAAAAAGAGAGAGAAAUGAGACAGAGUAAGCUAAACAAACAAACCUGGAGGAGUGGUGCCAACAAAAGCGAGCGCAAAGGCGAAGCUGAAAGCUGCCUUCCCAUCCAUCCAUCAAUCCGCGCGCUUUCUUUUCUUUUAAAGCGCCUCUUCUUCCUCCUCCUUCCCUUUCCCUGAAGCCACCGGCCGCCACUGCUGCCUGCGGGACAGGAGCAAUGAAGAAGAUCAAGGCGGCGCGCGGGGGAGCGGCGGCCACGGCGCCGACCGACCUGCUCGUCUGCUUCCCCGGGCGGCAGCACCUGGCGCUGAUGCCCAAGUCGAUGUGCAGCCCGUCCAGGGCCGCCCUGGACAAGGCGGUCGCCGCGCGCCGGAGGCAGCUGCAGCUCCCGGCCGCGCCCGCCGCGCGGUACGGGGGAGGAGGGCGCGGUGGCACUAGUAGCCCGCUGUUCCGCGGCUCUAAGGCGAAGCAGACCGUCGGGGACGACGAGCCACAGUCGCCCAAGGUGACGUGCGCCGGGCAGAUCAAGGUCGGCCGGCCAAAGAAGCCGAGGCCGGUGGUGGAGAAGAACGGCAAGGGUGACAGCAGCAGCGGUAGCAGGUGGGUCACCGUCUCGGAGGAGAUCGAGCGACUGCAGGAGCAGAGGAAGAAGGCGAGCUGGCUGGAGACCGUCGGGAUCAGGAGGGACGCGCUGCCCUUCCUCGGCGGCGCGCUCUGGAGCCUUCGGCACAAGGUGAGGUGCUUCGGGUCGUCGCUCCCCGCCGCGGUGGACUCCUCGACGGACGACGACGAUGACAUGGGGGAGCGCGAGCGCGAAUCCGCCGCCGUCGGAGGCAGCGCCACCGCGAGCGUGUUCUCCAAGUGGCUCAUGGUGCUGGAAAGGAGCCAUGAACCCCACGAGCAAGACGACAACGACGACGAGCUGAACCAAGAAGACGGGCGGCCGAGCAAUGAGACGGGAGACGACUGCUCCAAAGCGCCGUCCGUGCCGCCGCCGCCGAACGCGCUGCUCCUGAUGCGGUGCCGGUCGGCGCCGGCGAAGGGCCUGACGAGGAAAGGAGCAGAGGCGGCCGGCGAGGAGGCCGCGCAGGAGAAGGGGGGCGUGGAGGAGAAGAGGGACGAGCUGGUGUUCAUGAGAACGGCGCCGGACUUCCUGAAGCUGUCCAUCGACAUCGCCAAGGAGACGUGGGUCGUCGGCGGCGUGGACCCCCUCGCGCGCAGCCGGAGCUGGAAGAGGUGACCUCUAGUCGCGCGCCGGUAGCCGUUGUACAGAGCUCGACGUGUACCUUCCUUGCGCCUCGCCGGUUCCAAUGUUUAUUUUUCGCUUUGCAAAGCAUAAAUCCGAGCUACAGAAAAUGUUGUACGUAGAACGUUUCUCCGUGAUUCAAUGUCGACACGAUCGUAAGAGAAUCUGUGAUUGAA
Messenger RNA from Aegilops tauschii subsp. strangulata, 1733 nucleotides. RefSeq lists its product as uncharacterized. NCBI's taxonomy places the organism in Eukaryota, Viridiplantae, Streptophyta, Magnoliopsida, Poales, Poaceae. The record is from RefSeq and is a predicted model, not a curated record.